Molecule: messenger RNA, 1570 nt
Organism: Onychostruthus taczanowskii (white-rumped snowfinch)
Lineage: Eukaryota; Metazoa; Chordata; Aves; Passeriformes; Passeridae
Gene: B4GALT3
Product: beta-1,4-galactosyltransferase 3
Exons: 7
Coding region: 230-1522 (430 amino acids)
Biological process (GO): galactosylceramide biosynthetic process; carbohydrate metabolic process
Molecular function (GO): glycosyltransferase activity
Source: RefSeq, a predicted model, not a curated record
CGUGACCCCGCCGCGCCCCCGCCCUGUGACGUCAUCACGCCGCGCCCUCCGCUCCGAGAUGGCGGCGGGCGGGCGGGGCUGAGCCGGGCCCGGGCAGCCCCGGUGCCCCCGCCAUGCUGCCCCGGGCCGCUUGGGCGGCUCUCCGGUGACACCGGGCGGCUCUCCGGUAAAACCGGGCGGCUCUCCGGUGACACCAGGCGGCUCCCCGGUAACACCGGGCGGCCCCGCGAUGCUGCGGCGGCUGCUGGAGCGGCCGUGCUCGCUGGCGCUGCUGGUCGGGUGCCAGUUCGCCUUCGUGGCGUAUUUCUCGCUGGGCGGGUUCCGGAACCUCACGGCGCUGUUCGGUCGCUCCGCCGGUCCCGCCGUGGAUUAUUCCCGGACUCACGACGUGUACGCCAACCUCAGCCGGGUCGGUGCCGGCUUCGGUACCGGGAAUGGCCCCGCUGAGCCGCCGGACCCCGCACGGCCGCUGCCGUUCUGCCCGGAGAGAUCGCCGUUCCUCGUGGGCCCCCUGGCCGUGUCGUUCUCCCGGGCGCCGUCGCUGGAGCAGAUCCGGGCCAAGAACCCGGGGGUGCGGCGGGGGGGUCGCUACCGGCCCCCCCUGUGCGAGGCGCGCUCCAGGACCGCCGUCAUUGUCCCCCACCGCCACCGCGAGGGCCACCUGGGCCACCUGCUCUACUACCUGCACCCCUUCCUGCAGCGCCAGCAGCUGCACUACGGCAUCUACGUGGUGCACCAGGCUGGGAACUGCACGUUUAACCGGGCCAAGCUGCUGAACGUGGGCGUGAAGGAGGCCCUGAAGGACGAGGACUGGGACUGCCUGUUCCUGCACGACGUGGACCUGAUCCCCGAGAACGACCACAACCUCUACACCUGCGACCCCUGGAACCCCAAACACGCCUCCGUGGCCAUGAAUAAAUUCGGCUACAGCCUGCCCUACCCGCAGUAUUUCGGGGGGGUCUCGGCGCUGACCCCCGACCAGUACAUGAAGAUCAACGGGUUCCCCAACGAGUACUGGGGCUGGGGGGGUGAGGACGAUGACAUCGCCACCAGGGUGCGCCUGGCCGGGAUGAAGAUCUCCCGCCCGCCCGUCUCCAUCGGCCACUACAAGAUGGUCAAACACAAGAGCGACAAAGGCAACGAGGAGAACCCGCACAGGUUCGACCUGCUGGUGCGGACGCAGCGCACGUGGACGCAGGACGGGAUGAACUCGCUGAGCUACGCGCUGCUGGCGCGGGAGCUGCGCCCCCUCUACACCAACCUGACGGCCGACAUCGGCUGCGACCCCCGCGGCCGCGCCCGCGCCCCCCCCGCCAGCCGCUUCCGCGAGGAGAUGCUGCGCAAGCCCCCCCGCGGGGACCUGCCGCCGCUGGCCUUGUCGCUGUCACCUCCCCGCGGCGGCGACAACAACAACAACAACGGCAGCGCGGCGCCGCCCCGAGGAGAGGGGACAGCCAGGGGACAGCGCGAGGGGACGGUGACAGCGAGGGGGGGCAACCAGAGCGUGGCACCCCCGCCCUGAGCCCCAAAUCGCCCCCCACCCCCCCCGGGGUGGACUCUGGGCUGGGGG